This is a messenger RNA of Colletotrichum abscissum, 603 nucleotides long. RefSeq names its product ATP synthase subunit C. The record is from RefSeq and is a predicted model, not a curated record. Gene Ontology annotation, cellular component: proton-transporting V-type ATPase, V0 domain; membrane. Bases 1 to 603 code for a protein of 200 amino acids. NCBI's taxonomy places the organism in Eukaryota, Fungi, Ascomycota, Sordariomycetes, Glomerellales, Glomerellaceae. The transcript is spliced from 4 exons. Gene Ontology annotation, molecular function: proton-transporting ATPase activity, rotational mechanism. Gene Ontology annotation, biological process: proton transmembrane transport.
AUGAGUCUCACAUAUGGCCUGGGAGGCAUUGGGAGCACCCUUCUCGUUGUAGGAGCUUACAUGCUCUUCACGGGAUCGGGCGAGGCUUUCAACGUCGGCGAGUUCCUCGAAUCUAUCUCACCCUACGCGUGGGCGGACACGGGCAUUGCCCUUUGCAUCGGUUUGUCCGUUGUAGGCGCGGCAUGGGGUAUUUUCAUCACCGGCUCCUCCAUCCUCGGCGCGGGCGUCAAGGCCCCGCGUGUGCGAACUAAGAACUUGAUCUCCAUCAUUUUCUGCGAAGUCGUCGCCAUCUACGGCGUCAUCAUGGCUAUCGUCUUCUCCGCCCAGCUCGAGAACGUCCAGGGUGAGGUUCUGCACGACGGCAACAGCUACUACACUGGUUUCGCCCUCUUCUGGGCCGGUAUCACCGUCGGAAUGUGCAACCUCAUCUGUGGUGUCGCAGUCGGCAUCAACGGCAGUGGAGCCGCGCUGGCCGAUGCCGCCGACCCUACACUUUUCGUCAAGAUUCUCGUUGUCGAGAUUUUCAGCUCUGUCCUCGGUCUUUUCGGUCUGAUUGUUGGACUUCUUGUCUCUGGCAAGGCCAACGCUUUCGGCAAGGCAUAA